AUGGCGGCGGCGGUUCUUCGGGCUCUUAUGGCGGCGGCUUCGGUUCUUCUGGUUCUGGAGGCGGUUCAAGUAGUGGCGGUCCUCGUGACAGGAGUCAUCAGCGGCCUCGUGGCUGGCGUCCGCCCGACCUCUGGAGGCUUUGGAUCAAGCGGCUUCGGCUCAGGCGGGAGCUCUGGCUCAGGAAACUACGGGUCGGGAGGUUUCGGUUCAGGAGGGUUCGGUUCGGGAGGUUUCGGUUCAGGAGGCGGCAGCAACCAGUUCUACUGCUGCGAGGACUCCAGCCAGACCGCCAGCAAUAUAGCCGUUCACCCGGGAAGUUGCCCCGAAGUGCGCCCGUUUUGCCCGGGAACACGAGGUCUGCCGCCCAAGACUUGCAGCAACGACGGCUCGUGCGGCUGGCAAGACAAAUGCUGCUUCGAUAACUGCCUGAAGCUGCACGUGUGUAAACCUGCUCUAAAAUGGUGAGCCUUGGUUAAAGAUCCAUUAUCAAGCUUUUGAUAAUGACACAAGAUCCUAGUUCAGAGUUUUAGUCUGAGUGUAGCUUCAGUGUUAUCUGUCGUCGUGUAA
Penaeus vannamei (Pacific white shrimp) is the source of this 567-nucleotide messenger RNA. The record is from RefSeq and is a predicted model, not a curated record. Lineage: Eukaryota; Metazoa; Arthropoda; Malacostraca; Decapoda; Penaeidae.